Molecule: messenger RNA, 1056 nt
Organism: Ilyonectria robusta
Lineage: Eukaryota; Fungi; Ascomycota; Sordariomycetes; Hypocreales; Nectriaceae
Exons: 3
Coding region: 1-1056 (351 amino acids)
Molecular function (GO): oxidoreductase activity
Source: RefSeq, a predicted model, not a curated record
AUGGCCCAAACAAUCCCAACCACAGUGAGGCAGUGGAAUACCACCGACCAGGCUGGAUUCGACUCCCUCAAGGUUUCCGAGCAACCCCUGGGAGAGCUCGGCGAUACUCAGGUCUUGGUCAAGAUCCAGGGCGCUUCUCUCAACUAUCGCGAUCUAAUCAUUGCAAUGGGCCAGUACCCAGGUGGAGUAUCCCCCAAUGUCGUUCCAGGCUCCGAUGGUGCUGGCACCGUCUUGGCUAUCGGAAAGAAUGUGAAGAGAUUCAAGGUUGGCGAUAAAGUCAUUACCCUCUUCAACCAAGGUCACAUUGGCGGUUCGCUGGACGCUCUGAGUGCGAAGACCGGCCUUGGAGGCUCCAUCAACGGCACCCUUCGCUCUGCCGCAGCUUUCGAUGAGCAAGGCCUUGUGCGUAUGCCCUCCAACUUGAGCUUUACUGAGGCAUCAACCCUCACUUGCGCCGGCCUGACCGCCUGGAAUGCACUCUUUGGUCUAGCGGAUAAGAAGCUCAUGGCCGGUCAGUGGGUCCUGACCCAAGGCACUGGUGGCGUCAGCAUAUUUGGAGUCCAGUUCGCCAAGGCAGCUGGAGCCAAGGUUAUUGCGACGACCAGUUCAAGCGAGAAGGCCAAGUUAUUAGAGAAGCUCGGCGCAGAUCACAUCAUUAACUACAAUGAAACGCCGGAAUGGGGUGACAAGGCCAAGGAGCUGACUGGUGGAGUUGGUGUCGACCAUGUUAUCGAAGUCGCAGGCCCAGCCUCGAUGCGACAGAGUCUUGCCAGCGUCAAGAUGGACGGUGUCAUCACCAUCAUCGGGUUUGUCGGUGGCCAGACCAAAGAUCAGCCAGGAUUCCUCGAGAACCUGACUCGACUUUGCAUCACGCGGGGCAUUCUCGUCGGAAACCGGAGCAUGAUGGAAGAUAUGUGCCGCGCAAUUGAGGCUAACCCUGAGACUCUUCGGCCCGUUGUUGACCCCAAGGUCUUCACCUUCGACCAGGUCAAGGAGGCGUACGAGUACCAGUGGUCGGGCAAACACCAGGGCAAGGUCUGCAUCGAGGUGAACUGA